GCAGCUGGGUGGGAGGCAAGCACCAUCAUUAACAAUGGGAAAGAUUGCAUUCUUCGAGGAUAAGAAUUUCCAAGGCCAAAGCCAUGAGUGCAGCACUGACUGUCCUGACCUGCGCUCUUGCUUUGGCUGUUGCAACUCCAUUAGGAUGGAGAGUGGCUGCUGGGUGCUGUACAAGCAUCCCAACUACACUGGCAACCAGUACAUCCUGAGCUCCGGGGAAUACCCCGAUCAGCAACAUCAUCAUCUUGAUAGCAUCAAGUCAUGUCGCUCUAUCAAAAAUGUAUAUGGAAAGUCCUGGAAGAUCCCAUUCUACGAACGGCCAAACUUUGACGGCCAAUCUUUGGAGUUGACAGAAGACAUGAAGUCUAUCCAGGAGAAAUGGCUCAGACGUGAAGUCCAGUCCUGCAAGGUCCUGGAGGGCUCCUGGAUCUUCUUUGAACAUCCCAACUUCUGUGGUCGGCAGUACCUGCUGGAGAAAGGGGAGUACCGACACCACUCGGAGUGGGGAGCUCUCAAACCAACUGUGGGCUCCAUCAAAAUAAUCAUUGAGCUGUGAAAUUCAACCUGUUAAAGUCUCUUGUAAUGAUCCAUUGACUUAACAUUAAAAUUUGACCCUAAUGUU
This is a messenger RNA of Perca fluviatilis (European perch), 622 nucleotides long. RefSeq names its product gamma-crystallin S-like. Bases 35 to 556 code for a protein of 173 amino acids. The transcript is spliced from 4 exons. NCBI's taxonomy places the organism in Eukaryota, Metazoa, Chordata, Actinopteri, Perciformes, Percidae. Gene Ontology annotation, biological process: lens development in camera-type eye; visual perception. Gene Ontology annotation, molecular function: structural constituent of eye lens. The record is from RefSeq and is a predicted model, not a curated record.